Messenger RNA from Engraulis encrasicolus (European anchovy), 1502 nucleotides. RefSeq names its product G protein-coupled receptor 157 (gene gpr157). The transcript has 4 exons. Gene Ontology annotation, biological process: cell surface receptor signaling pathway; adenylate cyclase-activating G protein-coupled receptor signaling pathway. The record is from RefSeq and is a predicted model, not a curated record. NCBI's taxonomy places the organism in Eukaryota, Metazoa, Chordata, Actinopteri, Clupeiformes, Engraulidae. Gene Ontology annotation, molecular function: cAMP binding; G protein-coupled receptor activity. Gene Ontology annotation, cellular component: plasma membrane. The coding region runs from base 337 to 1338 and encodes 333 amino acids.
AGUCGCAACACUGUUGCAUUCAUAUUUUUGUUGUUUUGUAUUCUCGCUUUGUUUGGGACACACUUGGCAUGAGCUUGAAGUGCAUUUCGUUACCACCUCCUCCACGGCUCCAUGGUACCGCGGCUCUCCUUGAGCCCAUAGACCAUCUGAUUUGUUUUGACUGCGCUGCUCUUCCCGCUUUGGAUUUUGGGAAAGUGUUGUGGAAAUAUUUUGGCAGCAUUAUGUUGCUGCCGCCAGAAACUUCAUAGCGAAGGACACAUGAUUGCUUAAGAAGCAACGACUCUAUUUUUCACCCUCUGCGGUUGAUGUUAUUGAAAUCACUGUGAACGGGAAACUAUGGCCGAAGGCAAUGGGACCGAAGUGUUUGUUUACGAGCAGGUUGUUAUUUUGAUAUCUUGCACGCUCUCCUUCUUUGGGUCGCUGUUGAUUAUAUUGACUUAUGUUAUUUGGUCAGAUUUGAGGACUACUCCAAGAAAGUUGCUGGUAUUUCUGUCAGUAUCUGACCUGAUGUCUGCCAUCGCGUACUCGGUCGGAGUUUGGAUGGUUUUUGAGGAAGAUUCUUGGGAUUGUGUCUUGCAAGGAGCAUUCUCUACAUUUGCCAACACAAGUUCCUUUUUCUGGACCGUUGCCAUCGCCAUUUACCUCUACAUCUUCAUAGUGAAGUCCAGUCAGAGAUGGGCUGACAGCUGUGUGCCUUAUUUUCAUGUGAUCAGCUGGGGGGUGCCUCUUGCCAUCACUGUGACCGCCGUGUGCCUACACAAGAUAGGCUACGAUGCCUCGGAGGUGUCCGUAGGUUGGUGCUGGGUCAGCAUCCAAGCAACGGACCACGUGCUGUGGAUGCUAUUGACGGGCAAGAUCUGGGAAUUCCUGGCCUACGUCACUCUGCCUGUCCUCUAUCUCCUCAUCAAGCAGCACAUCCACCGGGCGCAUGCUGCACUGUCGGAGUACCGUCCCAUCAUGGCCAGCAACCCAGCGUCCAGCUCAGUGACGACGAUGGCGGACCGCAAGCUGACCCUCAUCCCCAUCAUCUUCAUCUUCCUGCGGAUCUGGAGCACGCUGCGCUUCGUCCUGCUGCUGGCCAACUCCCCUGUCCGCCAGCACCCCGCCCUCGUCAUCUUACAUGGCAUCGGCAACACGUUCCAAGGGGCUGCUAACUGCAUCAUGUUUGUGCUGUGUACGCAGCCGGUGCGCGCCCGUCUGGCCAGCGUGCUGUGCUGCAGGGCCCAGGAGAAAGCCCCGGGCCCCGAGGCCCAACGCGGCGGCGGCACUGGAGCGCCCAGACACUCCGCCCUCCCCGAUGAUGCUCCCAGCGCACACCGCUGGCUGGACGAUGAAUAAUCAAGACACUAGGGCUGGGGCUGGGAGAGUUUUGGGGGGGUUGGCACUGAUGCUUUGAUACUUGAUGCUUUUCUCCAAGAAAAGAGAUAGAAAGAGCUACAGAUAUACAGUUACAUGGAAAUAGAGAUGACAGACAGACGUACUGUGCAGAGAGAGAGAGAGAG